AUGACCGACAGUUACUAUACGGGCAAAUUUGACACUACUACUAUCAUCGUCACUAUCACCUCGGCGCUGUCUUUGUACAAUGCAUUAGAGCUCAUUCUGCUGAUCUUCACAACUUUCGCCGUCUACCGCGGCCUCUACUUCUGGUCGCUACUGGUAGCAACGACGGGACUGGUCCCUUACAUCGUCGGGCUGAUCUUGCUCUACUUCCGGGUGACCGCCAGUGUCGUUGGCCUAGUCAUCAACAACUAUGGCUGGUGGACGGCCAUCACAGGCCAGAGUGUGGUACUAUACUCACGACUGGGAAUUGUGCUGGGAAAAGGCAACGACCGGAUCCUGAAGUACGUCAAAUGGAUGAUCAUCAUUGACGCCAUUUGCUUCCAUACUACAACAACUGUGGUCGUCUUUGGAUCUUAUUAUGCCUCGCCACCUGCUCAGGCACCCUUCUCUCGCGCCUACACCUACGUGGAAAAGAUCCAGAUGACGGGCUUCUGCAUUCAGGAAUUCAUCAUCUCCGGGAUCUACCUAUGGAAGACGAUGGAUAUAGUCAAGGCUCAAACCCAGCCCGCCGCCUCCUCAAUAAACACGUCUGAGCAGAAGAAAAAGAGGCGUGUUCAUCGAGUGAUGACCCAGCUAUUCGUCAUAAACAUCGUUAUAAUCUGCUUGGACAUCGCUCUGCUGGUCAUUGAGUACAAGAACCUGCACAUUCCUGAGAUUGCAUUCAAAGGAUUCUGCUACUCGGUAAAGCUGAAACUCGAGUUCGCAGUUCUCAGUAAACUGGUAGAGGUCGCAGGCAUCAAGAACCCGAGGACGCUGAGCCUGAGCAAUACUUUCGAUCUCACUUCCAAUGACAGGACCGAUAGCCUUCCUACCGUGAACGGUAACGGGGAUUUUGUUGAUCAAAGUUACAGAUCGGCCAACUCUAAGCUAAGAGGCUUGUCUGCAGCCGAAAGUUCGUCGCCGCCAGAGUGGAUGGACGACCUCAAGAAGAGCUCCUCUCGGCACGUUGAUGACGUGGAGAUCGAUGCUGAGAAAGGCCGACAACAGAGCUCAUCAUCGUUUGACGCGAUUGAACGAGGACAGGGCAAUAUCUCUGCCCUUGUCCCCGGCAAUGUAUCGGAAUAUCCUCAUCAUCGGCGCGUAAGGAGAGAAUCUGAACUUCUCUAUGCAGAUGCCAUCCGGGAAAUGGCACGGAAAGGCUAG
This is a messenger RNA of Cladophialophora psammophila CBS 110553, 1200 nucleotides long. RefSeq lists its product as uncharacterized. Lineage: Eukaryota; Fungi; Ascomycota; Eurotiomycetes; Chaetothyriales; Herpotrichiellaceae. The transcript is spliced from 2 exons. The record is from RefSeq and is a predicted model, not a curated record. Bases 1 to 1200 code for a protein of 399 amino acids.